Silurus meridionalis is the source of this 3305-nucleotide messenger RNA. RefSeq names its product ATG16 autophagy related 16-like 1 (S. cerevisiae) (gene atg16l1). The record is from RefSeq and is a predicted model, not a curated record. The coding region runs from base 206 to 2032 and encodes 608 amino acids. Gene Ontology annotation, biological process: autophagosome assembly; negative stranded viral RNA replication. Lineage: Eukaryota; Metazoa; Chordata; Actinopteri; Siluriformes; Siluridae. Gene Ontology annotation, molecular function: protein binding. The transcript has 19 exons. Gene Ontology annotation, cellular component: autophagosome membrane.
CGUGUGUUGGUUCACCGAGUGCGCAUGCGCUGUGUCGUUCUGUGUCAAUUAGCCUGCUUGGGCAUAUCUACCUACAGCCUGUAUUUUGCUCUCGAUAUUAAACCUUCACCAGCAAAAAUCCAGCAGAUUAUUCGCGAGUGUUUUGCAAAAGAUAAAAAGGCUGAAAUUGAUCUGUGUGGUAUUCGUGAAACGGUUGGACGAUGACAUGGCGAUGGCAGGGCGCCGGGUGGAGUGUGUGUGGAAGAGGCAUGUAGCUGAGCAGUUGAAGCAGAGGGACCGAGUGCAGCGACAGGCAUUUGAGGAGAUCAUUCACCAAUAUAACAGGUUGUUGGAGAAGUCAGACCUGCAGGCUGUGUUCUCCGACAGACUUCAGACAGAGAAAUAUGAACCACAGAAUAGACACGACCUCAGCCCGGGGGCCGAGUUGAGCCGCUGUGACCUCCUGCAGCAGGAAAUGUCUCGGAUGCGCAUUAAACACCAAGAGGAGCUCACGGAGCUGCACAAAAAACGCGGCGAGUUGGCGCAGUGUGUAAUAGAGCUGAAUAACCAGAUUCAACAGAAAGACAAAGAGAUACAGAACAAUGAGGCAAAGAUGUCUGAGUAUCAGCAGCAGAUCCUCCAGCUGGAGGGCGAUUGCCAAGAGUUGCGCAACCGGCUGUCGGAGCUGGAGCGAGCCAAUCAGACGCUGCGGGACGAGUACGACGCGUUACAGAUCACUUUCAGCGCCGUGGAGGAGAAACUGCGCAAAACCACCGAGGACAAUCAGGAGCUCGUGACGCGCUGGAUGGCCGAGAAGGCGCAGGAGGCGAACCGGCUCAACGCUGAGAACGAGAAAGACUGCAGGCGCAGACAAGCAAAGCUGCAGAAAGAGCUGGCUGAUGCGGCGAAAGAACCUCUACCCAUCGAUAUGGAGGACGACAUUGAAGUGCUCACGGAGGAGACGGCGAAAGCGACAUUAGAGACGUCUCCCAAUCACCCAGUGAGCCGGACACCCAGUAAACGAGCGUCUCAGCUUCCUCCUGGUAGCCUCCUAGAUUCCAUCACCAAUAUUUUUGGCAGGCGACGGUCCCUGAACUCCCACGGCUCGCCCCCAGACAACACGGAGUCCCCCUCCGGCGUGUGCGCAGACGUCCGCGUCCCCUCCACAGCACUCCACAUCUUUGACGCCCACGAAGGCGAAGUAAACGCCGUCAGGUUCAGCCCCGGCUCUCGCCAACUCGCCACAGGAGGAAUGGACCGGCGUGUGAAACUCUGGGAGGUGAUUGGAGGUCGUUGCGACUAUAAAGGCGCUUUAAUGGGCAGUAACGCCGGCAUCACCAGCAUCGAGUUCGACAGCACGGGCUCAUACUUGCUGGCUGCGUCCAAUGACUUUGCGAGCCGAAUCUGGACUGUGGACGACUACAGACUGAGGCACACGUUAACGGGUCACAGCGGGAAGGUACUGUCGGCUCGGUUCCUCCUGGACAACGCACGAAUCGUCUCUGGCAGCUACGACCGAACGCUCAAACUGUGGGACCUGCGAAGCAAAGUCUGUAUGAAGACGGUGUUUGCAGGCUCCAGUUGUAACGAUAUCGUGUGCACGGAGCAGUGCGUGAUGAGUGGCCAUUUUGAUAAGAAAGUGCGCUUCUGGGACAUACGUGCCGAGAGUACAGUCUGUGAGUUGGAGCUGCUGGGACGAGUCACGUCAUUGGACCUGAAUCACGACCGUACCGAGCUGCUCGCCUGUUCACGUGACGACCUCAUCAAAAUCAUCGACCUGCGUAACAACGCUGUGAAACAAACCUUUAGUGCACAGGGCUUCAAGUGUGGGUCAGACUUUACCAGGGUUACCUUCAGCCCUGAUGGCAAUUAUGUCGCUGGGGGUUCAGCAGAUGGUGUUCUAUAUGUGUGGAAUGUAUUGACAGGGAAAUUGGAGAAAAGCCUAGACAAAGGACACAGCUCCUCCAUUAACGCGGUGUCCUGGUCUCCAUCCGGUUCCUACGUUCUUAGUGUGGAGAAAAGCAGCAAAGCCGUGCUCUGGUCCGACAUCUAAAUGGUCCAGCUCCGCCACGCUCUGAACUGAUUGGUUCAGCUCUGCAUCCAGCCUGCUCUGAUUGGUCCAGUUCAACUGUGCUCUGAUUGGCUCAGACCUGCCCCACCCAUUCCCCGAUCGCCUCCAAGCCCACAGCAGGACCCCCACCCCUGUACUAAUUUUCCCAGGGUGCAAUGUGUUUGAGGGGUGUGGCCAUAUGUACAGAAAGAUUUUAUAUCAGGGCACUUCUGUCGAUUCUAAUGGAAGUGUGUGUAUGUGUGUGUCAACGUGUGUAUAUGUGUGUGUCAAGCGAAUGUUCACUGCAGUUAAUCUCAUGGCUUUAAGGCUUCACCUCUGUUUUCUCUGACCUCACUUCCUGUCUACACACACUUUACCUUUAAAAAGGAUAGAAGCAUGAGGAGUGUUAAUUAUAAUUAAUUAAUUAAUUAUAAUAAAUCAAAUAAUAAUCCUUUUUUUUUUCUCUACAGUGAUGCUCUGAAACCCCAAGGCACCACAAACAAGUUAGCAGCCACACAAAAGCUCAUUAGUUUAUGAUCCAGAAUUAGCAUCGAAAAUUGUAUUGAAAAAAAGCUUCCAAAAUUUGUCACUAAAAAUUUUGCAAUUUCCGACUGUUCCGCCGACUCCCUGAAGCCAGCAAUAGCAACUAACUCAAUAUUGGUGCUUACAGCCCAAGCUGUAAUUCUGUCUUCUUGUUUUGCUAUAUUAUAACAAAAUUAGGCCUUAAAAAUGUUUACAAACGUACCAGAGACAGCGCUCAACCAGACAUUUGACCACUCCACGAAAUAUGGUGGGGUGUGACGUAGAAGUGUGAUGUAAUGUGUUUUUAUACAUACUCAUUAUGACAUGCUCUCAUCCCCUUGACCUCGCAUUAUGGGUACUGGGGUGAGGGACACGCAAAAGCUAAUGACAAAUACGCAACGCAACAGUCAGUAGUAGGUUUGGUUUAUCUGAAGUGGGCAGUAAGUCAUUUUGAUGAAGUAACCUGCAAAUGAAGUGCACUUUAUUUAAGCUCUAAAAGGUUUGUGGAAGAAAAACGCACAAACAGGCGCACACACGCACACACUUUCUCAACACACUCCUACUCCUGCACGAUAAUAUCACCAUCAGAGCCUCAGCAUCUUGCUGACUCAGUUAUGGCUUCAAAUUAGCACUUUGUAAUGGGUGGGCUCAGGAUGACCCUUGAAUCCUAUUGGCUAAUAAACUGUAAUAUAUGUAUUUGUUUGUGUAUGAGACGCUGUAUGUUUACACACAAUGAAACAAGUAACAUGAUUAA